UUGGCCAAAAUAUUUCGAUUACCUUUGGAUGGUCGAGUUCAGUUCAAGUUCGCGCCUCGAACGGUUCAGUUUGCCUGGUUUUCCGUUCCGCAGCCGGCAUCCAAAAGUGGAGCGAAGGAUAACCCCCCAUCGACUGGCAGGAUAAUGCUCUAUCCCCGCUUCGGCUAAUGUGUUUGUGAAGUUGGUUGCCCAAAAAAGUAUCUCUGUGCCGCGAAACGAAAAGUUCCCAACAAAAGCCGAAAAAAAAUUAAUUUUCGGUCCAGUUUAAUCGCUUUUUCGGAGAUUUAUAAGCAUGUGGCCACCCAGCUCCUGUCUGUGGUGGGCUGCCCUCCUCCUCCUCCUGGUGGGCGUGGCCCAGGGCCAGAGCAGCAGUCGAGAGCACUUCGAGGAUGCGGACAAGUCCAGCGAGUACACGGACCAGCAGUUCGACCUGAGGCACACGAUUCCCGGAGAACCAGGCCUGGACUAUCCCAUCCUGAGUGCCCCGCCCAAGACGAGCUUUGUGUGCAAGGGAAGACAUGAAGGAUACUACGCAGAUGUGGAGAGUCGCUGCCAGGCGUUCCGGAUUUGUGCCCACACCGCCCGGACUCCCCAAGGAUUCGGUUUCCUCUGUCCCAAUGGAACGCUCUUCAGCCAGAAGAACUUUGUGUGCGACUGGUACCGCAACGUGAACUGCGAUGAAUCGGAGAGAUUCUACGAAAUGAACGAGGAGAAAACCGUGGGCAGCACCCACGAGAUGAUGGAGCGAGUGCGUCACAUGAUGGAGUACCCCAUGAGAACGAUCUCGAAAGCCUUGCAACAGACCCAAUCUCAGUCACAAAAUCCACACCAAAGUCUCAGCAAGGAUCUGAGCGGAGCUAGUGGGGUGCUGAGUCAGCCUGCGGUUAUCAAACCCAAUGAAGUUCAGGAAAUCCAAGUUGUAGGACGUGGGGAGGCGGUCAAAAGUGAGCCACUGAACGCUGUGCAAUCGGGAAGCCCUAAUAUGGAAAAUGAAGACGAGGGCAUCUAUGUGAACAGCUUGGGAGAACUUUCCUCAGAUCCUGGCAUUCAGUUUGACCACACCAAUGCCCAUAUUGUGGCGGAAUAUCCCAGGGAAUACCACUACCAAAAGCAGAAGAACUUUGCCGAGAAUGUGAAUGCGGGCUUGGAGAUCCUAACCGACGCGGAUGCCACCUCCGGAGAGGGGAUGGCUCCCGAAUACAUCAAGCAUACCCGUGACAACAAGGACGAGGCCGUGCAACUAGAUCUUGUGUCGAAUAUCAACAAUCUGCUGGAUGAGGUAUCCACCGAUGUGGAUCCUUCCAUUUCCGGCUAUCAAUCCAUGGCUCCUCCUAAGGUGAAGCAGCCCUUCCGCUUCCUAAGUCGAGGAUUCUCGAUGCAGGGUGAGGGAAAGGGAAAGGGCAGCCACUCCGCGGGCUAUGGAUACAUUAAACCCAAACAGACGCCCAGCACUGUCAGAUUUACGCCCAAUGAGAUACCCACCGAAGAUCACAAAUCCAUUGAGCAUAAGCACAGGUUUUCGAAAACCACAAGUACCACAAGAAGCACCACUUCAACAACCACUGAAUCAGUAGAACAACUGCUGAUAGCACCCACUUUGCCACCCGCUGAGGAUGAGGAAGUGACCACAUCAGGGGCACCUGAGAUUACCUUUACCUCCACCUCGGCAGCAGAACCACUUAGUUUUCUGGCACCACCAUCUGCAGAAGUGGUGACCUCCGGGGAGGAACCGGCCAUUGAGUCCAUUGGCCAGGCAGCUGCUCUGACUGCCAGUCUGCCACUUACCGAGGGUGUAGUCCAAGUGGAGCAGAGUCCCGAAUCCGCAGAGAAGCAGGAUGUGCUCCAGGAGGCAGCUAAGCUGCUGCUGGCAGGUGUGCAACUCACCUCCCACAACGAGGAGAAGGCUUUGGAGAGGAACGAAAUAGAGGUCACCAGUACCACCACCAUCAGUCCCAUCACCCCGGCCAUGGUCACAUCCACCAAAGUGGUCACCGAGAUCAGUAGCACUCAGGAGCGCAUUCGUGGCUACCGCAGGAAUCGUCCUGGCGCCAUGUUGAAGCGAGCCCACAUCCGUCCCUUGCCCACCGUGCGCACCACAACGGCAUCCACCACCCCAAGGAGCACUGCAACCACUAAGAGCUACCUGGAGCGCCUGGCAGCCAGCAGGUUGCGCCUCUCCCGACUAUCGCAGGCCACCAGGAGCACCAGCAAGGCCACGACAACGACCCUGCCCAGCACCACAACAGCUCCAACGACCACCACCACUAUUUCCUCCUUCCAGCAAUUACGUGGAGCAGCUGAUCCGGGUCCCAACAAGAAGCUGGCAGUGAGGGACCUUGAUCGCGAGACCAGGAUUGCUCCCACCAAGGCCAGCUGGGACACGGUGCACAGCAACCUGCAACGCUUCCAGGUGCAACGCGGCAAUCGGGUGUACACACCAGCAACCAGAGCACCUAUCAGCCAAGUGGGAGUCACUAGCACCACCAGCUCGACCACCACUCCCAGGAGCUAUAUUCAAGCCACCUCUCAACGAUCCACCGUCACCAUAAAUCGCGGAAAGAAUCGCUACUCCAACUUCAAGACCCAGGCGCCCGUGCAAAGAACUCGGGGCACCACCACCCCAAGGAGCACCACCUUGCGGCCCACCUCCUCGCUUUCCUCGCUGAACCAACACAUCUCGGCCCUGGCAUCCAACUAUAAUGCUGGCUAUAGCUACCAGGCCAACCAGGCAUCCCAGAUCAGCAAGCCCAUCCAACAGUCACUCUUGUCACCACCACACGUCUAUGCCACACACACCGCCGGCGAUAUCGCUAGCCACGCCUCUCAGUCCCAAACCACAUCCAGCCUUUCGCCCGCCUCCGCUUUCCUUUCCUUCGAUAAGCUAACUCGCGCCAUUGUUGACGAAUCCGUUUUGCAGAAUUUCAAGAGUGCCCAGUCGCAGGGUUCCCGUCAACAGCAGCAACAGCAACGCCAGCAGCAGCAGCAACAGCAAGUGGUCAAGCAGCAACAUCACUCGGUCGGCAGCAGCUACGUAAAGCCAGCAGCAGCACCAGCUAUUUCCACACUGACCGCACCGCCGCGCCCCCAGCAAUCCCAGUUGCCUGAGAUAUCCCCGCCCCCCGGAAUUGUGAUUGCUCGAGCUGAGGGCCAACGUAUUGCUCCAAACUCGGCCAGUAGCAUCAUCUCAAGCCUGGCCACGCAGGCACCCGUUACCAACAACCAAGGCAGCUCCUAUGUUUCCCUCAACGAUUUCCUCAACAAGAAGUUCGGUCAGAGUCCUGCCAGCAGCAAUGUUGCUCCUGCUGCCACUUUGCAACAGCAACAGCGGGUGCCGCCACAGCAGCAACACUAUCAGCAGCAGCAAACUAUUCAGCAACAACGAGUGCAAAAGCAGCCGUCUCAGCAGCAACGCCAGUCUGUGCAGCAGCAACAACAGUCGGUACAACAGCAACAUCAGUCGGUGCAGCAGCAACAACAGUCGGUACAGCAGCAACACCAGUCUGCACAGCAGCAACAUCAGUCGUCUGUGCAGCAGCAACGUCAGCCCCUGCAGCAGCAACACCAGCAGCAAUUGAGUUUCAUCUCACAGCAAUACCAACAGCCGCAGCAGCAGACCAUCUACCAGCAAUAUCAGCAGCCACAGCAGCAGCACUUCCAGCAGCAACAGUUCCAGCACCAGCAACAGCAACAGCAACGUCCCACGAUCCACACCAACCAGCAACCCUAUCUGACGCCCAAUAUUUUCGUGCCUUACCAGCAGCAGCAGCAGCAAUUGCCGCAGUUCCCGCCUCUGGCUCCGCCCGUGGCCGUAUCCGCCGGAAACAUUGCCCAGGGACCGGUGAUAGCCGGACGCCAUGUGGAUCACCUGAACAUCCAGCUUCCCACGCUGGGCAACGGCUUGAUUCCCGGAUUGCAGUUGGCCCAGAAGCGCAGUGAUGUGUCGGCCAGUCAGCUGCAACUCACUGACACCAUGGGCAAGGGCAGCCUCUCCGGCGGAUCUGGCAAGAGCCGGGAACGCGCCUUCUACGCCGGACGCACAUCCUACGAUGUUCCCCAGAGCAGCGUGGGCCGGCUGCCCAACGAUGUCACGCAGCAACUGCGCCGGCGGUCGCGUCGCUUCUAAACGAGAUUUCGAGAUUAACGAGCUAGGACUAGGAAACUUAACUUAUAGCUAAAUUAGUAUACUAUUUAUGCCUAAGCUAAGCCGAGAAUGUACCAUAGAAGAUCACUUGUUCAAAAACCAUACCCUUUUCGUAUGUAUAU
This is a messenger RNA of Drosophila biarmipes, 4263 nucleotides long. Its product is annotated as protein split ends. The transcript has 5 exons. Gene Ontology annotation, molecular function: chitin binding. Lineage: Eukaryota; Metazoa; Arthropoda; Insecta; Diptera; Drosophilidae. The record is from RefSeq and is a predicted model, not a curated record. Gene Ontology annotation, cellular component: extracellular region. The coding region runs from base 293 to 4123 and encodes 1276 amino acids.